UUCCCCUUCUAUUUCCAAACUGAAAAUUUAAUGCCAAAAAAGAAAUUUCACACCCUAGGUAUCUCAUGCCCUAAAAAUAAUCCUCAUAUGACCGAGCGUUGCAUUCUAGGGUUUCUAGGGUAUAUAGGGUUUUGUUUAAAACUUUCCUUCGACACCGGAAGGAAGCUGAAUCAUUAGACAAGAAGAGGCGGAGCUGCUGCAGGCACUUCUGGUUCUCAGAUCGAGAGGUUUUCAGCUAGUCACAAUGCCGAAGCAAAUAAAUGAAAUCAAGGAUUUUCUUCUCACUGCACGUCGCAAGGAUGCAAGGUCCGUAAAGAUUAAAAGGAGCAAGGAUGUUGUCAAGUUUAAGGUCAGAUGUUCAAAAUACCUGUAUACUCUCUGUGUUUUUGACUCAGAGAAGGCUGACAAGCUCAAGCAAUCCCUUCCACCAGGUUUGACUGUUCAUGACUUGUAAUUUACCAUGGAAGUGCAAGUUUAAACAAGGCCUAUAAUAUCUUAUAUGCUACUUCGUUUUAAGGUCUUAAUAUUUUUGUGCAAGGAUUUUUUUUGACUUAUUGCAAGUUAAAUCACCUAUAUCUGUGUGAUAGCUUCACAGUAGUUCUAGAACAGACAUUCACUCAAGUAUUCAUCUUGAACAUGUUUGCACAUUUUUAGCUCUGUGAGGUUUCACGGGGCAAAAUUUUGUGUUCUGGAUUUAUCAGUAGUCCCAUUUGUAGUUCUAAAUGUGUUAUGAGAAUGACAUUAGAUUUUGAUAA
Messenger RNA from Cryptomeria japonica (Japanese cedar), 755 nucleotides. Its product is annotated as large ribosomal subunit protein eL38z/eL38y. Gene Ontology annotation, molecular function: structural constituent of ribosome. The transcript is spliced from 3 exons. Bases 245 to 454 code for a protein of 69 amino acids. NCBI's taxonomy places the organism in Eukaryota, Viridiplantae, Streptophyta, Pinopsida, Cupressales, Cupressaceae. Gene Ontology annotation, cellular component: cytosolic large ribosomal subunit; ribosome. The record is from RefSeq and is a predicted model, not a curated record. Gene Ontology annotation, biological process: translation; protein-RNA complex assembly.